Molecule: messenger RNA, 2163 nt
Organism: Leptopilina heterotoma
Lineage: Eukaryota; Metazoa; Arthropoda; Insecta; Hymenoptera; Figitidae
Exons: 3
Coding region: 1-561 (186 amino acids)
Molecular function (GO): nucleic acid binding; zinc ion binding
Source: RefSeq, a predicted model, not a curated record
AUGACACAAAACGACAGUAGUUUGAACAAAAACACUCAGCCAUCCAAAAAUCAAAACUUAAAACGACAGUUAGAUUCAAACGAUGCGAUCGACCAAAAAUUUGAACAAUUUUUUGAAAUUGAGGACAGAUUGGGUUCCAAACUGACCCAAAUAGAAAAAGUCAUGGAAGUGACUCUCACAAUGCAUGCACGUAUGCAAGAUAGCAUGAAAAUGUGGUUGGAUCAGCGAGAAAAAGAUUUGAAGGCUGAAGCCAACCGUUUACAGGCGGCAAAUAAGACGCAUUCCGCCUCUGAUCAAACGACUGUGCCAUCUGUCCAAUUCACGAACUCCGGCAAAACGAAAUUUGUUAACGAGCGUUGCUACGAGUGCGACGAAUUUGGACAUAUGAAGAACGAGUGUCCUUUGAAACGACAGGGUCUUAAAAAAUGUUAUGAGUGUCAGCAAUUCACCACUCAUAAGGCCUUCAUGUGUCCUCAACGACUGGCACGACAGGGACGAGGAAAUGGACAAAGUAGAGGCAGAGGUCGCGGAAUCACAGUUGAAUCCAGUGAUAGCGAUUGAUUCUUCGAGAUUUGACGACAGAUGUACCAUGCGACGAGAGAGGAUAUAUAUAUAUAUAUUUCUAAUAAUACUCAGAGGACUGAUUUUUCUAUAAGACGAUCAACCGAUUUAUCUAUAAGAAGACAUACUGUGAGAACCAAUGUGCCAAUGAAAACUCCGGUUGUGAUUUGACAAAGUCUAAUUUUAAGUUAAUUUUGAUUUUUAUUUUUUAAGGAACAAUCGUUCUAAAGUAUCUCAGAAAGUAUUAAAACUUUUAUUUGAUUUUUAUUUUUUAGGGAACAAUCGUUCUAAAGUUCCUGAGAAAGUAUUAAAACUUUUAUUUGAUUUUUAAGGGGUUACGCCACCCUGAACGCAUGAAAAUCGGAUGGUUUUUUAGGAAUUUUUUUGAUAAAACUGUUUCAGGUAGGACUUCUUUACAUUUAUUGAUGCUUUAGUACAUAUAUUGAGCUUUAUAAAUAUUUAAAAAAAAAUUGUUUUUAAUUAAAAAUGGCGGAGAUAUAACUAUUGGCGUGGAUCAAUUUUUCCGGAGCACUCCUUGAUGGUGUACAUGAUUGGCAGUUCAAUUUUUGUCAGAAACAAGUAAAACAAUAUUUUUCUUAAAAAGUGAUAAAUUUUGAACAGAGUGACGAAGCCAUUUUGAAAAAAAAAAUUUUUUACGCAAAUGGAAGCACUUCAAAAAUUGACAUUUUUUUUUUGGCUAAAAUUACCGUAUAAAAAAUUGGAUAAAAAAUUUUCAAAUUAUUCAAUCAAAAAAAUCCCACGUCACUCUGUGGAAAAUCUAUUUAGGAAGAUGUAUAUUAAUUUUCAAGUCAAUCGAUUGAAUAGUUUUUGAGUUAUCGUGUACACCGUCUCGAAAAUUGUGGUUUCGAGAACAACGCAAAAGAAGAAAAAAAUGAACUUUAGUGUAUUAUAACUUGAAAAUUUUUCAAUUUACUAUUUAAUCAGCAAUUCCUGGGCCAUAAUUUUUUUUAUUUAAGAAUGGAAGGGAUACAAUGAAAAGGACCCUUCCUAAAUCAUGAAAGGGCCCCCUAGACCAUUCGAAAAUAGAAAGUCGCUGCUUCCAGCAGCUCUCGGCGCGUCCCCACCGCGCUGACUUCUAAUGACCAUAACUUUUGUAAUUAGUGAGACAUUGUCUUCGGCGACAUCUCAAAAUAUUCGUUAGAAUAUAAACUUUGAAAUUAAGCAAAAAAAAAAAAUAAAUUUUUUUGAAAAUUUCAGGGUGGCGUAACCCCUUAAUAUAUGUUGUUCAAACUACGAAUAGUAAGUGUCAGAAAUGUUCUUCAUGACAAUUAGAUUUAAGUUAUCUUAUACCUUUUAUUCUUGUUCUUAAACGAAUGUUGAUAAUGGCGACUGUAAUGUGAUUUUAAUUUGUAAGUUAUUUGUGAUGUAACUUAAGUAGAAAAGAUUCAAUCUCGGGAGGGAGUGUUGAAAUAUUGUAUUUACGCGCCGUAUGAUUUCUCGAUUGACUCUAGUAGUCCACAUACGUCACGACUGUAUGCGUGCGCCUUUCUUCCUCGCUUGCUUGGCGCUCUCCCUAUACUUUCACCUUUCGUGUGAUAACCGCGUCCCGUGUACAUCGUCUCCAAUAAACGACCUUUCUUU